UAGAUCACUGGGACGUAAAGACACAAACACGUAAACACGAGCUGUGCGUAAACUGUAGUUCUUAGCGCUGCGAGCUUCGUGGUUUUCCGUCAUACUUACGUAGGAAAGUAACGUAUUCGACCAAAACACGCACGUAUUUUCCCAGCGGACCGCGUCGUGUUAGUGUCGGUUCUUCUUAUUGUGCUUUUAAAAUACAGAGUUUAACAUCCACCUGCAGCUGGAAUUAAAGACCAUGGCAGUCGAGCUACAGCGCCCCCACGUGGCGGCGGCGGCCUGUCUCCUCGUCGUGCACUACCUGGCCGGGGUCCUCUCCAUCCCGGACCCCAGACAGAGGGAGGCCCUCAUCCAGCAGGAGGCCUCCAUGCAGACGGGUGGGCAGGUGGUGCUGAGCAACGCUGAGCAGCGUCUGGACACGCUGCUGUUUAAGAUGAAGCAGAGGGAGGUUCUGAGAGCGGACUUCCCCCCCGCCAUGCACUUCUUCAAGGCCAGAGCCCUCAUCAGGUCCAGUCCCAUCUUCAGCCUGCUGCAGAAGAUGCCUAAAGGGGGCGCUCUACACAUCCAUGACUUCUCCAUGGCUGAUCCAGAGUGGCUGGUGAAGAACGCGACCUAUCGGCCCCACUGCUACAUGUGCUUCACCGACAGCCACUCCGUCAGGUUCAUCUUCUCGUCUCAGUGGCCCAAACCUCUGCCGCGCUGCUCCCCCUGGAACCUGCUGGAAAACCUCAGGGCCAAGACCAGCAACACCACAGACCUGGACGACAGCAUCCUGCGUAACCUGACGCUCUUCUCGGAUCAGGAUCCAGAAAGUGUUUACCCCAGUCAGGAUGUGAUAUGGAACGUGUUUGAACAGUGCUUCUUUGCACUGUGGGGUCUGGUCACGUAUGCUCCCGUGUUCAGAGACUACUACUACCAAGGCCUGACUGAGUUCUACCUGGACAACGUCAUGUAUUUAGAACUACGGGCUUUACUCCCACAGAUAUAUGAACUGGACGGCAGCACUCACGACUCAGCCUGGACUCUGAAGACCUACCAGGACGUCACCAGACGGUUCACAGACGACCACCCAGACUUCUAUGGAGCGAGAAUCAUCAACACAAUCAGCAGGCAGGUGAAUAUAGCCACGAUGAAUGGAGCUGUGGAGACGGCCAUGAAGCUACAGAAAGACUUCCCAGACAUCAUGGCUGGUUUUGACCUGGUGGGCCGCGAGGACACAGGCCGACCGCUGUGGUACUACAGAGAGGCCUUAUCACUGCCGGCAGAGCGGGGGGUCACGCUCCCUUUCUUUUUCCACGCUGGAGAGACGGACCUCGAGGGCACGGAGGUCGACCAGAACCUGUUGGAUGCUCUUUUGUUCAACACGUCGCGCAUUGGCCACGGAUUUGCUCUGCCACGCCAUCCAGUGGCCAAAGAGAUAUCCAGGAAGAGAGGAGUGGCUCUGGAAGUUUGCCCCAUCUCCAACCAGGUGUUGAUGUUGGUGAAUGAUUUGCGAAACCAUCCAGCAGCUGCUCUGAUGUCGGAGAACCACCCGAUGGUCAUCAGUUCUGACGACCCGGCCAUGUUCGGCGCCUCCGGCCUCUCGUACGACUUCUACGAAGCUUUUGUGGGCUUCGGUGGGCUGAGCUCCCACUUGGGUUCCCUCAAACAGCUGGCCACUAACUCCAUUAGGUACAGUUCUUUGGCUCCAAAUCAACAGGAGAAACUUUUGGCUCUGUGGCAGAGGAAAUGGGAUAAGUUUGUCUCAGAAACUGCCUUUGAAGCAAGAAGACGUUAAUGUUUUUUUAAGCGUUUUUUUAUUCAGUCAAAUUACUUCAUGCAUCCUUUGGGAAAGGAAUGCCUCUUACCUCAGGUGGAUUACAAAUGGAAAUGAUCAAUGUGAACACAGCUGGUUUGUGUCAGGAACAAAAAUGACAAAUUUGACACAUUACAGUUGGAAAAGCACAAAUAAUAUAGGAUAGUAAAUGAUUUGGCCAGUGUGAAACAGGCUUGAGCUGUGUCCCGUGACCUGUACCACGUUUAUGUUUUGGGUUUAAUUCAGACUUUGCUUUUGUAUUUGCACUUUAAGAUUCAUGUUUCUGGUCGAGGUGCUAAUUACUGUUUGAUUUCUCUUUGUGGUUUGCUUGUGCUUUGUAACGCUGAGAAGCCCAGUUCCUCACUCGCCGACAAAGGCCCCCCCGAUCGCAGCUAAAUCGCCAUUGAAUCAGCAGUUGUGUCGUGUGAACUUUGAAUUAGAGUGUACUAGGUAGUUUGUUGAAAUGGGUGUUAAAUCCUGUGGGGCUCUGAACAUUAUUCUGUGAAGACAGUGUUGUUUUUUUUAUGGGCUUUUAAUCAACUUUAUUUGAUAGGCAGAGGGUUCAGUGGUGAAAGAGAGAGAGAAUGGGGGGGUAGAUGCUGGCCGCUGCAGAGGCGUGUGGCCUCAUGAGGCGGCAGCUCUACCAGGUGAGCUAUACACCGCCCCCACAGUAUUUCUUUACUUGAGUAGUAUCUAGUUUUUAUCAAUCAAUCAAAUUUUAUCGAAUGUGAAUUUUGUAGCUGUCAUGGGAAUAUGAAAGGGUCUUGGCUUAUGUGAAAUGCCUCAGUCCCUUCCCCCCAAGGUACGGUGAGCUCAAUGAGGAGUACAGGGCGGAGGAGUGUGGUGUUGUGUUCUCGUUGGUAACUGGAGCUGCCGGCUGUGAUCGACUCUCAUGUUCCACUCAUGGUCAGAGGAAAAGAGCCCCGGUCAUACUCUCGGCUCGGGUACUUCUCCACAUCGUCCGUCAUCUGCUGCAGGUGUUGAAUUUGAAGAAGCUUUCCAGGUCGCUUCCGCUUUCCAUGUCCGGUUUCCUUAGAAUGAGAGUUUAGAGACACAGUGAGACGAUACGCUGUGUGUGGAGUUUAAAGAAGAAGUGUUUUCUAAGUGUUACUGACUGUUGUCUCUGUAUUUCGGCCAGUUGGAAGUUGGAGCUCUCCACGUGUCGUCUCAUCUGCUUGCUCAGUUUCACCUGCUUCCUCUCUAAUAGCAGAGCCGAGCGAGCAGAGGCCAAGCGAACACGAUCGUGUUGCUCCUCCUCUCGCUUGUUCUCUAAUUCGAUCCUCUACAGACGCACAGUGAACAGACAUUAGACAGGUUCUUACAGAAUUGAAAUAAAUGAUCAAAAAGAG
Hippoglossus stenolepis (Pacific halibut) is the source of this 3138-nucleotide messenger RNA. RefSeq names its product adenosine deaminase 2a (gene ada2a). Bases 233 to 1771 code for a protein of 512 amino acids. Lineage: Eukaryota; Metazoa; Chordata; Actinopteri; Pleuronectiformes; Pleuronectidae. Gene Ontology annotation, biological process: inosine biosynthetic process; adenosine catabolic process. Gene Ontology annotation, molecular function: adenosine deaminase activity. The transcript is spliced from 10 exons. The record is from RefSeq and is a predicted model, not a curated record.